AUGUCACUGGGAGGGCCCCGCCCAUCGCCGGUAGCCACGCCCAUCCGUUCUAGCCCCGCCCACUCACGCCAGCACAGCCAAUUCGUUGUAGCCACGCCCAAUCGCUGUAGCCCCGCCCCGUUCCCGCCGUGCCCCGCGCUCCAAGAUGGCGGCGCCGUGGCCGCUGCCGGUGCUGGCGCUGCUGGCGGCGGGGGCGGCGCUGGGCGAGGCGGGGGGCUCUGCCGGGGGGGCACCGGCACCGGAACCGGCACCAGGGCCAGUGACACCGAGAGCUGCCGGGUGAGCCUGACCCUGGAGCACUCCUUUGAACUGGAUGACGUGCCGCGGUUCCGCCGCCGGGGGUCGCUGUCGCUGAGCUGGGGCCCCGAGCCCGCGCUGGCGCUGGCGCAGAAACCGCUGGGGGAGGAGGAGAGAGCGCGGCUGAGGGAGGUGGCAGCUCAGGACGGGCUGUACCGGGUGCGGGUCCCCGCCAUCCCCCCGGGCCCUGGUGAGGACGGGGACACCGAGUUUGUCACCUCCUUCGUGAGGGCGACCCGCCCAGGGCCCACGCGGUGCUUGCCCCGCCCCUACCGCGAGCCCAUUGGCUGA
Messenger RNA from Melospiza melodia melodia, 588 nucleotides. It is a transcript of the gene EMC10, whose product is annotated as ER membrane protein complex subunit 10. NCBI's taxonomy places the organism in Eukaryota, Metazoa, Chordata, Aves, Passeriformes, Passerellidae. The coding region runs from base 1 to 588 and encodes 195 amino acids. The transcript is spliced from 6 exons. The record is from RefSeq and is a predicted model, not a curated record. Gene Ontology annotation, cellular component: EMC complex.